AUGCCUAACCAUUGUUUUAUGCUGGGCUUAAACAAGUUUGAGAAAUUAGUGUCGGACGUGUCGGAGGCCAACGAUGAGGGCAUUACUGCACUGCACAACGCGGUGUGCGCUGGUCGCGCCGAGGUGGUGGAGUUCUUGGUGUGUGAGGCAGGCGCCGACGUAAAUGCGGGCGAUACGGAUGGGUGGACGCCGCUGCAUUGCGCCGCCUCUUGCGGCAAUGUCCGUCUUGCCCGUCUCCUAGUGGAGCAUGGCGCUGCACUGCACGCCCGCACGCUCUCUGAUCACGAAACGGCGCUAGAGAAGUGCGAUCAAGCCGACGCUGAUGCCGAGUGUGAACGCUAUCUUUCAGCCGAACUAGAACGGCUUGGUAGUGCAGACAACGGUCGUGUGUUUGCUCUUUUCCCUCGGGGUCUGGAAGCCGCAGGUCCAGGCUCUCCUGAUGCCAAUAUCGAACCCGACGAGUUGCCCAUCUGGCCAAAUGAGGAGUUACGCAUUAUCAAC
This is a messenger RNA of Hydatigera taeniaeformis, 501 nucleotides long. The record is from the annotation of a GenBank genome assembly. NCBI's taxonomy places the organism in Eukaryota, Metazoa, Platyhelminthes, Cestoda, Cyclophyllidea, Taeniidae.